AUGGAAUUUGCCACUGUUACAAUUUUAAGGAAUGCAAUAAGGGAGUACUUUAUUGAAGGUGAUCAAGAAUAUGUAUUUAUUGCCAAUGAUUCAAAUAGAGUUAGAGUUAAGUGCAAGGGUGCAAAUUGUGAUUGGAUGUUGUUUGCUUCAAUAGUUAACAAGACAGAUGGCAAGAUAAUGAGGGUCAAAACACUUGUUGACAAGCAUAGUUGUGGCAUUGUUUUGGAAAAUAAAAAGCUGACCUCAACUUGGCUUGCCAAUUACUUUUUGGAGCAAUUUAGGCUAAAUUCGAGUAUGGAAUACAAUGCAUUUAGGGAGAUAACUGCAAAGACCAAGUUCUCACAUGUGUCUAGCUGGACAUUUUACAGAGCCAAGACAAAAGCAAUGAAGAUGUUGGAAGGGUCUGUCAAGGAACAAUACGCCAUUCUUGAUGAUUACUGUAAAAGGUUGUUGGCUACCAAUCCUGGCUCUACUGUGAAGUUGAAAACUGAUUUGGUUAAUGGGAGAAGGACAUUUCAGCGAUAUUGUAGGGGCAUUUUAUUGGCUGUAGUAGGCAUUGACGGUAAUAACUCCGUGUUUCCCAUUGCCUACUGUGUUGCUAAAAAGGAAAACACUGAGAUUUGGACUUGGUUCUUGGAGCUAUUGAAGGAUGAUCUUGGGAAUUUGAGUCCUACCAAGGUGACAAUGAUGAGUGAUCGUCAAAAAGGAUUAGAAAAUGCAGUGAGAGCCAUCUUUAGUGGGUGUGAGGAAUAUCCUGGACUUUUACUUAAGCAACUUUUGUGGGCAGCAGCUAAUAAUACAACACAAGCUGAUUUUGCUCGAGCAAUGCAAGAAGUCAAGGAUGUCUCGGAUGGCCACAAGAGAGAAACAUGCAAAUCUACUAAGGUGGUUGAGAAUCGUGUGGUCAAAAAGCGAGGUCGUCCACCACUGCAGAAACCAACUGAAGCCACACUUUUAAGGAAGGAAAGAAGACUGAAACAACAUGUUAAAGGAGGAACUAGUGGUGCAAAGAAUGCUCAACCCGAUACUGUCUGA
Messenger RNA from Humulus lupulus (European hop), 1035 nucleotides. RefSeq lists its product as uncharacterized. NCBI's taxonomy places the organism in Eukaryota, Viridiplantae, Streptophyta, Magnoliopsida, Rosales, Cannabaceae. The coding region runs from base 1 to 1035 and encodes 344 amino acids. The record is from RefSeq and is a predicted model, not a curated record. The transcript is spliced from 5 exons.